Molecule: messenger RNA, 2449 nt
Organism: Protopterus annectens (West African lungfish)
Lineage: Eukaryota; Metazoa; Chordata; Ceratodontiformes; Protopteridae
Gene: RUBCNL
Product: rubicon like autophagy enhancer
Exons: 15
Coding region: 24-2339 (771 amino acids)
Biological process (GO): autophagosome-lysosome fusion; autophagosome-endosome fusion; autophagosome maturation
Cellular component (GO): intracellular membrane-bounded organelle; autophagosome membrane
Molecular function (GO): phosphatidylinositol phosphate binding
Source: RefSeq, a predicted model, not a curated record
CUGCAGUGUAUAAAGAAUUCCUCAUGGCGCUGUGGAUAGGGUCGGUGAAAGACCUAAAAAGUCAACAUACUCAAGUAACAUCAUGUGUUGAAAUGGUGUCUAAAGAAAGUGACUGCCUUACUUCCAGGAAGCCAUGCAAUCUUACUGAGCUGUCAACAGUUGAGACAUCUUCUCUUUUCUGCAUUCCAGAAGUUUCAGUUCUAUCAGAUGAAUUCUCACGGCCAGCAGUGAUAGGCCAUGUUGGAGUUUGUAAUGCAUAUUUUGACAGCCCUGCCGAUGUAAGAGAGAUAUUACUUUCAGCACUAAGUACAGUGGACAGGCUGUCUGUUGCAGAAAAGGACACACCUUCUAUGUUAUAUGAACCACAGGACAGUGAUAUGGAGAUCCUGGAUAACAGCACUGAUGAUGACUUUUGCUGUGACAGUGAUGACAGCUGUGGAUUAAAUGUUGUUCACAGUCACUCAAAUGACCUUAAGAAAAGCACUGAGAGCCAGCAUGGUCUUAACAUAAGCUCUACUGACUCUCACUUUAAGGAUAAUAUGCCACAGAAAAGACACAUGAACAGAAGUAUGGCCCUUUGGUCUGUAGACAGUGCCUCAAAAUCUCAAUCAACAUUUUGUGGAAAAGCUGUCAUGCUAGUCAAGGAUGCUUUACCUAGUGCUGGUAGCAGUCAGCAGAAUGGAGAGUAUUAUACGAAUUUGGAAAAACGGACAUUUUCUUCAUUGACUUGUACUCCAGAAAAACAUUUUAAAGAAAGCAGCAGACCAGUAGCUGCAGCAUUUCACAGAUUUUGGCCCAUAGGAUUUUCAGUGCCAUUUAAAUAUUCACGAUCUGCAUAUCUUAAACAGAAUAUACUGAGAGAAAGCAGUAGUGUGAGGUGGCACACAUCAUUGGAACCGUCUUGUCAUUAUGAAAACGUGUAUAUAGCAGCAAAUACAGAAUCACAAAACUCAGCAGAAUCUAAUUCAACAGAGAGAGUUAAAGCUGAUCUUCACAGGGAAAAUGCACAUUUCAUUGUCGCAGACAUGAUUAUAUCUGCUGUGGAGAAUAUAAAGUGCAACAUAUUGAGCCAACAAGCAGAAAAUUUCACAGAAAAUGAAGGUGGACAACUGUUCUUGGGUUUCCAGCUAGAUGCAAACAGUGAUGCCUGCACAGCCAUGAAAGAACACUCAGACUCCUCUGCUUCAUUAGACAGCGGUUAUGAAAGCUGCCAUGCAUUACUAUGCAACAUGUCUGGAACUUCAGAUGAAACAGAUUUUGAAUGUCAGUGUUCAGAUGACUGCGACAAAGAAAUCAACAUGAGUGAAGGAAAAGGGGUACUCCAGAAAGAUAAUGCUACUUCUGAGGACACCCCAGAGCUGCUUCCAAGAUCCUGUUCUAAUUUGGAUUUGUGCUCCCCUGAAGUCUUAGCUCAGCAGCUAUUCAAAUCAUUCCGGAAGCAGUGGUCAUCAGCUGAGACUGAAAGUCACUUCUGUACCACUUUAUUUAUUAACAAAGAGGAAUUUACACCAAAUGAUGACAUGUUAGCAAUCAAGUUAACAUCCAGAAUGAGAGGAACUGCAGUGUGGGCACCACCACGAUAUAUUAUUAUAUUUAAUAUCCAUCCAUCAAUGAAGAGAGAAGCUGUCGUAGCUGCUCAGAAUUUUCUUUGUGCUGGCUGUGGCACUGAAAUUGAGCCAAGAUACAUCAAGAAACUCCGAUACUGUGAAUACCUAGGAAAGUAUUUCUGUGACUGUUGCCAUAGUAAUGAAGAAUCUUGUAUACCAGGUCAAAUACUGAUGAAAUGGAAUUUCAACAAAUUCCCAGUAUGUAAUUUUUCUAAAGGACUUUUGGAGGAAAUAUGGCAAAAUCCACUUUUUAACGUGUCAUGCAUCAACAAGCAAAUAUAUACAAAAGUAAAGGACAUGGAUAAAUUCAGAGAGGUGCGAGAGCAAGUUAUACUUGUUAAACGGUUGUUGAAAACUUGUAGAUUUGCAGAAAGUGUAUUACAUCUGUUUGAGCAAGUUUCUAACCAUAUGACUGAAGAGCUACAUCUUUUCUCAGUGGAUGAUUUGAUAAAAGUGAGACGAGGGGUUCUGACUCCCAUUUUCAGAAGCCUGCUGAAAAGUGCUACAGCUCAUGUAGAAGGCUGUCAGCUCUGCCAGGCCAAAGGAUUUAUUUGUGAAUUUUGUCGAGCUAAAGAUAUACUGUUCCCAUUUCAGACUUCUAAAUGUUUCAGGUGCAAAGAGUGCAAAUCAUGCUUCCAUAAAAGCUGUUUCAAGUCUGAAGAUUGCCCUAGAUGUGCAAGGAUAGAGGCCCGAAAGCAACAACUGUCACAUUCCUCUUCAAAUACUGAGUGAUUCAAAAAGCAUGAAAGUUGUUGUACACUUAACAGUAUGAUCAUUAAACAUAAAUAUGAUCUGAAAAUUUUACCUCUGUAAAUAAUGUAAAUAAACAACAUAUAUAUUUA